GGUAGCGGCGUAGUAGCACAAAAACAGUACAACACGAAAAUGAUUUCAGCUUGCUGUUCUUUUUAUUUUGUUUUUACGGGCCCCGAAGACGUUCAUUGAAUCAUGUUUACAUAAUUGUUAAAAACCGUUUAAUUCAAAUCACAUUUCGCCGGUUCGGGGUGUCGGCGGCUGGGCUGAAACGGUCUGGGCAGCGGGCUGCUCUGCUUUUUGGUGUUCAAAUUUGGCGUGCUGAAGCUGAAACAGGCUACCACAUAAUCACCUUCUAGACUGUUUCACUGACAUCGCGACGAGCUUAAUGCUCCAAGUAAGCAGCGUGCUGACAUGAACUAUGUUCGCGACCCUUUGAGCCUCGAAAGGGAAGGCAAGGUCCGCGAAGUCGGGGCGCAAGCGGUCUGGUCCCUGUCGUCCUGCAAGCCCGGCUUUGGUGUGGACCAGCUUCGAGACAACUGUCUGGACACAUACUGGCAAUCCGAUGGACCGCAGCCCCACCUGGUGAACAUCCAGUUUCGCCGCAAGACGACGAUCCAGGGCAUAUGCAUCUAUGCCGACUACAAGCUCGAUGAAAGCUAUACUCCAAACAGGAUCUCGGUGAGGGUGGGCAGCAGUUUCCACGACCUUCAAGAACUGGAAGCGAUUGACCUCAACGAGCCGACGGGCUGGGUGCACAUCUCCACGCGGGACACCAGCGGCCGUCCGAUCCGUACCUUCUUCGUCCAGAUCGCUGUCCUGUCCAACCACCAGAACGGACGGGACACGCAUCUGCGGCAGAUCAAAGUCCACUCGCCGGUUGAACAGGCCAGCGUCAGUAUUUUGCCCAAGGUCAGCUUUACGAGCGUCGAGUGCUGCGCCUUCAGUUCAAUUCGUUGAAGCAACCUUGACUGUGCGCGUUUUCCGCUGCCUCCCCGCCCACGAUUGGAUUCGAUUGUGGCGACAGCUCAAAAACUGGAUCUAGCCUAAACACUUUAAAGAAAAAGGUUAUUCUGAGCACCCUAACGUCUCUUAAGGCUCAAAAACUUGUUGAGGCAGCCUCGUUUCCGGCGUUUUCCCAACGGCAAAAAGAUGGAUGACAGGCUCAAAUCUGAAAAGGAACUGAUCUCCUCGGUACUUGUAACCAUGCAGAAGGACCCCACAGUAUCGGAGUUCCUCACGGAGUACCGUCAGAUGGUGGAGCGCGAGUUUCCCUUUCGAGACUACGGCUGCAGCAGCGUCUUGGAGUUGUUUGAGAUGAUUCAGGACACGGUCACAAUCAUCAAGCGGCCUUACGGCGAGCCAAUCAUUCGUCUCAGAGUGGACGAGAGCUUCGAACACAUCAGCAACCUCGUUAAGACCCAGAGAAAGUCGCCAGUCAAGCGCACCACUCGCAGCAAGUUUAACACUACGAGACAGUUUGUUCCGACUAAGCGACCUCUUCUCAGGAGGCCCCCGCCCCAGGUGUCUUCUUGGUCUCAGAAGGCUCUUACCCCCACUGCUCUGCAAGGUCGUCAAAAAGGAGUUGGUGUUGUGUCCCAGUCCAAGCCAGUGGAGCGGCUGCACUUCAGAGCUUUGAACAGUGUCAAACAAGAGCUGCCAAGCCCUGCACAAAGGACCAGGUGCGUGGACUUCUCGUGCCAGACAGACCUGGAAUCCCCGGAAAUCCUCGAUGCUCCAAAUGUAAGCCUUGACCGUGAAGGCUCCCUUGCUGACAAGGAAAGGGAGGACCGUCUGUUUUGUGAAAGGCUUUACUUGGGUGCUGCAAAAGCUAGUGGUAACAUUGUCAAAAAAUGGCAGGCAAGCAACAAUCCGCCAGCGAGAACGUUUCACACUCCGGUGGAAAGCUUGCCCGUGCCAAUUCCCUGUGUGCGACGACUGGUUCCAAACCAGCAGAGCAGCCAAUUAACUCCAGUUGGCCCAGCUUGGGGUGUAGCACCGGGUCCCGUGGUGCUGAGUCCACAGCAUUACGUGAUUCACAAUAGCAUCCCCCUGGCAUGUGCCCCCAUGGUUUCUGCUUCUUAUCCGACUUGGCAAAGUCCGAAACAUUCGAGUCUCAACCCCCAUGCCACCGAGUAUGUGCCAGAAAUUUUUGAUCGCUCGGGCACAGAGCUGCAAGCGGAGGAGAGACCAGAGCUGGUGGACCAAUGGACAAGCACAGCCGACUUGUGCAAGGCUGCGCACGCUCACACCAGCACGGACGACCUGCCAGAAGGAACCUCGGACGAGGUGAUUCGGGCUGUCAAGGCUCUUCUUCAGAUGCACCCGGCUGGCUUGGAAGUUGGGGAAUUGAUCGGUCUCUGUCGGCUCGAGACUGGAAAAGAUUCCUGGGGGGAGACGGAGAGUCCUCUGGAGUUUGCUCGUGCGCUCUUGGCAAGUGGGUCUUCGAUAUCGAUCAACAGCUUCGAGCCCGGAAAGCUCGUGGUCAAAUCUCUCAAAAGUGGUUCGUGCCCGGAUAAGCCUUCCGCUACGAUUCCGAAAGAGGUUGCUCACGGGCUUACGUCGAUCUUGCUUCGUUAUCCGGAUGGCCUAGACGCGAAAGAGUUGCUGAACGUGUACAGAAAGCACUUUGCUCCGCACGAAUAUCUUGACGGAGCUUCAGCAAAUCCGGCCAACUUUGCGCGUGACCUCUUGGUUAGUGUGCCCACCAUGACAGUAACGUCCAAAGGUGAGGACAUCUUCUGGGUCAAGCUGUCUGCCAAAGUCUGCCAGUCGAGUAGUGGUCGCAACAAGGACGCGAAGGGUUUAGGAUUGAGUUCCAGCAUCGACGAAUCUGACACGUCGGAGGACGAGGGCUCCUUUGACAAGCAAGAACUUCCCCAGACGCGAGACUUUCUCGUCGUCAUCGGAGAAGUCUUCGACCCCACAGAGUUCUACAUCCUUAACUUCGCCACGGUCUCGAUGCUCCAAAGCAUGAUGGCCGAGCUGGACAAGUUCUACUCCACGGCACCGCUCCCGUUCUACUCAGUGAACAGGAAGAACCUCAAGGCAGGCUACGCGUGUGCGGCGCCCUACGUGAUCCACGGCAAGCCGUUUUGGCACAGGGCAGUGGUGACGUACGUGAAGGCUCCCAAGGUCUGUGUCCGUUACGUCGACUACGGCACGGUGAAGAAUGUCAAGAUUGAAGAGCUGCGCAGGCUUCGCCCCGACUUCAUGGAACUUCCUGCGCAAGGGAUCAGGGCGUCGCUCGCAAACCUGAAGCCAAAGGGUUUGAACACCUGGUCCGUCGAGGCCAAGAGGCGCUUCCUGGCGUUGACCAAGGCGACCGGACUUAGCUGUACCGUCGUCGAGCAACGGGAGGACGUCGUCGUGAUUGAACUCGCCACGGCUCUUGACAGUGUGUCCUGCUCCAUCGGCGACAUACUCGUGGAAGAAGGGUUUGCUCGUCGGGUACCAAAAUACAUAGAAUCCUGCCAACUCGCGGAAGACUACAAGGUGAAGCUGGUCGUCCUGAACAAUGUCCGCUACAUGACCGGUGCUGCCAUCUCUAGGCUUUUCGGUUGGGAUCAGGCCGAGUGCAGCCUCAGGCUACAGAACCUUGUGCUUCCGAGCGUGUUCAAGACCUGCUCCACUGUGUUCGUGGGCAAGCAAGAACUGCCCGAACUCCACGAGCAGAUCUGUGAAAGCGAAGACUCUCUGUGUCCAAGCGAUGUGGAGCUUUAUCCUCUGGAGCAGCUGCCCACCAUCCUCAGGCUUCUGGAGCACCCUUCGAAGACGCUCAGGAGGGAGAUUCAGAAGCUGGCGGACGGCACCAAUGGCUACUCGAGCGACGAGACGACACAUUUUCUGGACAUGUCCGAAGAAGAUGACGAAGAGGAAGAAUGCGACAGCAUACUCAGACGCAACGGGAAAAGGAGGGACCUCGUGGCCAAGCUCGAGUCCUUUACAGAACGGCGACGGAUCCUCAGAAUGAGGGCUUACGAAGCAGACGACAGGGAAGCGUUGUCGCAGUUGCCACACGUCGAGAGGCAGAUCAGCUCGGUGAGGUCCCUCUUGGAGGAGUUUGAUCGCAUUCCGUCGGUCUCGACAUCACAGUAUUCAAUGUCGGCACAACAGUCAUUGUCGAGUCCUAGUCCCAUGCCCAGCGUUCUGGACACUGCCACGGCGUCCCGGCGGAACAGUGGUGGCCCUGUGCAGGAUCCGGACGUCUCAGUUUCGCUGCAGAACAAACUGUUGGAAAUGCUUAUAUCUGCAAAAAGGGGAAUGUGAGGAGCGAUCUAACUGCGUGCGAGUGUACGUUUCUUUUACCCUUCUUACCGUGUGGCAGAUUGUUCAAUCAUGCUUGAAUGAAUGUCGAGCUCUGUUUUAAAAAGGUGCGUUCGUGAGCGAGAGCUCUACAGCGACGACGGGGCAGACAGACUGAUUACCCAAACCUCUGCCCCAUGGGGCAUCGGUAAGAGCCGUGACUGCAAUUGCUGCUGACGUUCAGGAGGCCGCAAGAAAUGACCGCACUCGGUUUGACGUUAGGUCUGACCGCAGCAGAUGUAAUGUGAUAGAGCUAAUCAAGCAGUGUCAGAAGUGCACAGUCACGGUUGCUGGUCGUCUUUGCAUGUUUUUCUUAUCACCGCUAAAGCAAUCACGUGCAGCAAAAGCUUGGGAUUGUGGGGCAUUCACUGUGCACGAUUGGUUUAGCCGGGAAUCGCAAACGCACGAAGAUGACGAGCGCCGCAGCGAUGCACUUUCGGAGCUGCUCUAUUGGCUCCCCCCAAUCAUACCGUCAGCUGCGGUCAUACUAAAUGGGAAAUGGAGUGUAGAUGCAAGGUGGGGAGGGUUUCAUAUUUUCACUUCACAAGAAUGGGACAACAAGGUUACGACCUCAAUGCCUGGCGCUUCUUGUUUAGGUCAAGCAUGCCUCAUCGUCCAAGUGUUUUUUAGUUCAUGGCCGGAAGUCAACCACAUCGUGUGACUGGACGACGAAAAAAAUCCAAAGCAAGUGCCCUAAAGGCUGAAGAAAGUGCUGCACACAGUAGACAAUGGCCUAGUUGGAGACCCUUCAAUGAGGAAAAAUAAUUCUUUCGUUUUAAUAAUCUAACAACGUUUUAGAGGAUGCUUCAGCUGAACUGUCACUUUUUCGAGUGUACCAGUUGUUGCCUCCCCACUUUAUGGAAAUAACUUGACAGACAGAGUGGACAGUUGUUUCACUGCCAGGAAAUAGGCCAGAGGUCGAUGGCAAGAACGUUUCAGCAAAUAAAGAAAGAACGACGGUGGC
Molecule: messenger RNA, 5176 nt
Organism: Ixodes scapularis (black-legged tick)
Lineage: Eukaryota; Metazoa; Arthropoda; Arachnida; Ixodida; Ixodidae
Gene: APC10
Product: anaphase-promoting complex subunit 10
Exons: 3
Coding region: 322-867 (181 amino acids)
Biological process (GO): anaphase-promoting complex-dependent catabolic process; protein K11-linked ubiquitination
Cellular component (GO): anaphase-promoting complex
Source: RefSeq, a predicted model, not a curated record